AUGCACCGUGGCGACUCCUUGAUCUCCGAGUAUCAGGCAGUGGAGAAGAACAUGAUUGCAAAGGACCCUGUGCUGGACCUAGCGCAUACACUCCAGGAGCGUGGCGAUCUUCAGCUCCCCGAGCUGCUGGUGCCGGAGGAUACCUGUCUGGAGUUGAUGCGAAGCCCUGGUCGUUUGUGCCCGUGGGUCCAUCGUUCUCACACAGAUCAGAUCGAAGUCAAGAUGUGGGAGGUCUUGAAAUGGGUUCGGGUGGUUGCUUGCCGACCUCCGAACGACUUCGAAAACGAGGACCCGAUUCAUGGUCCGUCUGCCCGCCGAUUGCAUGAGAUCUGUCUUGUCAUGCUUGAGAAGGAAAAAACGUACCAGGAUGCCAAAGGCAAGUACGACAAGUACGAAAACAUAAUCAUGGCUCUCGGAGACAGACGGCGCCACCAAGAGAAGGCCAAGGAACUCGGUGAUGCUACGUUGAAACUUCGACUCGGUCAAAUCGACCGCUGGGAAGUGCAGAAGCUACAAGAGAAGGAGAUUGACCAUGUCGCUGCAGCAAACCAGCUGCAGAAUGAGAUCAGGACUUUCAGUGAACACUUGUUGCUCCUCUUGAAUGCUGUCGAGAACGAGUACCAGGCAACUAAUGAAUGUAGCCAGAAUGAACUCAAUGAGUUGGCGGACAUCGACGAGGCAGCUCUUUGCGAGGCUAUGGAAAAGUCCAAGCCGGAUGGAGCCGUGCCUGUCGCCCCAGAUCUGGCCCCGAAGACGGAGCCUCCAGAGACCCCGGCCCAGAGAGUGAAUGCGCAUGUGGACGAUGCGGAGGCUAAGAGGCUAGCCCACAAUGCCCGUGUGCGCUUUGAUCGAACAUUGAAGAGUAGCUCUGACUGCCCGAAGAUCGUCCUGGAAAAGUACCGCGAAAUCCAGGACCAACCCCGAUCCAGCAGACUCAAAGUACUUGCUGGAUGGUUUGAAGAGUGGAUGCGUGCCGACCAAGACUGGACGCAGACAUCCCUCGUGCUGGAGGCACAGCGGAUUUCGACAGAGCAGAACAAAGCCAAGGAAUGCAUGAAGCCGUUUAAGCACCUACGCGAGCAAUAUGGCAAGAAAGCAGCAGAGUCCAUGCGGCAGCGGAAAUACGAAGCCGAGAAAUGCCGCGACCCACGAAAAGACUGGGAGCUGUUCCGGGUCUUCGACUCGUUGGAGUUCGAGCUGCAGGACACCAACCGAACAGAGGUGGGUUUCAAGUCGGAGGUUUCGAUCUCCGGUGAAGUCGGAGCACAGCUUAUGACCCAGAAAACCAAAGAGGGCAUCCAUGAGCAGCUGGAUCAACACGGUGCUAAGUUCAGCGAAAUCAAGACCGGCUUGGAAGGCUUGUACAGCAGCUACAACGCAACGAAAGAUGCGGACAUGGGGGAGUCCGUCCUAGAGACCAUUCAGGCCGAACUUGAUCGUGCAGAUGCCGCCAUCACCAAUUUCACUGGUGCCAUGAAGCCCCUGAAGCUCACCCUCGAAGCUUGCCAGCAGCCAUAA
This is a messenger RNA of Symbiodinium sp. CCMP2456, 1518 nucleotides long. The record is from the annotation of a GenBank genome assembly. NCBI's taxonomy places the organism in Eukaryota, Dinophyceae, Suessiales, Symbiodiniaceae.